AUGCAGCGCAGGAGCUUUGCAGACUUGCCGGCGCACACGGAGAUGCAGAUGCCGUCGUUGUCACCGACCAUGACGCAGGGCAACAUCGCCGUGUGGAAGAAGAAGGAGGGUGCGUCGAUCUCGCCCGGCGACGUGCUGGCGGAGGUGGAGACAGAUAAGGCCACCAUCGAGUGGGAGGCGCAGGAGGAGGGAUUCCUCGCGAAAAUCAUCAAGGGCGACG
This is a messenger RNA of Monoraphidium neglectum, 220 nucleotides long. Its product is annotated as pyruvate dehydrogenase E2 component (dihydrolipoamide acetyltransferase). The annotation marks the transcript as partial. The transcript is spliced from 3 exons. Gene Ontology annotation, biological process: pyruvate decarboxylation to acetyl-CoA. The record is from RefSeq and is a predicted model, not a curated record. Gene Ontology annotation, cellular component: pyruvate dehydrogenase complex. Lineage: Eukaryota; Viridiplantae; Chlorophyta; Chlorophyceae; Sphaeropleales; Selenastraceae. Gene Ontology annotation, molecular function: dihydrolipoyllysine-residue acetyltransferase activity.